Molecule: messenger RNA, 690 nt
Organism: Perognathus longimembris pacificus (Pacific pocket mouse)
Lineage: Eukaryota; Metazoa; Chordata; Mammalia; Rodentia; Heteromyidae
Gene: Nenf
Product: neudesin neurotrophic factor
Exons: 4
Coding region: 39-560 (173 amino acids)
Cellular component (GO): membrane; endomembrane system
Source: RefSeq, a predicted model, not a curated record
CCGCCCUGGCCUUGCGCUGCGGGCCCUGCGCGCUCUCCAUGGCGGGCCCCGCGCCGGGGUGGCCGCUGUGGCCGCUGGCAGCGCUGGGCCUGCUCGUGGCGCUGGCUCCCGGGCUGCCCGCCGCCACCGGGGCCGGGCAGGCGCUGCGUCCCGCCGAGCGGGGACCCCCAGUGCGGCUCUUCACCGAGGAGGAGCUGGCUCGCUACGGCGGGGAGGAGGAAGAUGAGCCCAUCUACUUGGCAGUAAAGGGAGUGGUGUUUGAUGUCACUUCCGGAAGAGAGUUUUACGGGCGAGGAGCCCCCUACAAUGCCUUGACUGGCAAGGACUCCACCAGAGGGGUGGCCAAAAUGUCCCUGGAUCCUGCAGACCUCACCCAUGAUACCACCGGGCUCUCAGCCAAGGAGCUGGAAUCCCUGGAUGAUGUCUUUACCAAUGUGUACAAAGCCAAAUACCCCAUCGUUGGCUACACGGCCCGCAGAAUUCUCAAUGAGGACGGCAGCCCCAACCUGGACUUCAAGCCUGAAGACCAGCCCCAUUUUGACAUAAAGGAUGAAUUCUGAUGGUCCAUCUGCAAUGGGAGACUUGUGAAAGGAUGAGGCAGGGGCACAGACACUUAAGUCUCCUGCCUGAUAGGCUUUUAGAAGCCUCUCCGUCACCCAGAUCUGAAUAAAGCCUACAUUAAAUCGGGAA